AUGACUCGUUGGAUUCCUCUCGAAAGCAACCCAGAAGUAUUAAACUCAUGGGCCAAUAAAGCUGGUCUGGACAAAGAAGAAUUACAAUUCAGCGAUAUCUACGGGCUCGAUGAAGAGCUUUUGGACAUGGUUUCAAAGCCAGUGAAAGCCGUUCUCCUUCUAUUUCCCAUAUCUAAAACGCUCGAAGCCAAGAGACGCGAGGAAGAUGACUUGAUCAGAUCGGAAGCCUCUAGUCCCUCAUUGUUCAACUCUGUAAUUUGGAUCAAGCAAACUAUCUCUAACGCUUGUGGGACAAUUGGAUUAUUGCAUGCCUUAGCCAAUACCGGUAUCAAAUUCGCACCAGGGAGUCCACUGGCGCAAUUCAUCGAAGCCUGCAAAGGCGCGUAUCAUUAUAAGACUCCCGAAGAACGUGCGGAAUUCCUUGAAACUACGCCUCUAUUUGCCGAAAUACAUGCAGAAACUGCAUCGACUGGGCAAUCUGCAGUCCCCACUGAUCUCGAUACAGAUCUCCACUUCACUUGUUUUGUCGAAGCUGAGAUGGAAGGUGUACCACACGUGGUGGAGCUUGACGGUAGACGCGCUGGAAUUAUGGAUCGAGGAAAAAUUUACAACGACCUUUUGACGGAUGUAGCUAGCCUAGUCAAGGAAACUUAUAUCAAAGGCUCUAGCGGAAGCAUCCAAUUCUCCAUGACUUCACUUGGCCCACCUGCAGAGUGGUGA
This is a messenger RNA of Lentinula edodes (shiitake mushroom), 720 nucleotides long. Its product is annotated as peptidase C12, ubiquitin carboxyl-terminal hydrolase 1. NCBI's taxonomy places the organism in Eukaryota, Fungi, Basidiomycota, Agaricomycetes, Agaricales, Omphalotaceae. Gene Ontology annotation, molecular function: cysteine-type deubiquitinase activity. Gene Ontology annotation, biological process: ubiquitin-dependent protein catabolic process; protein deubiquitination. Gene Ontology annotation, cellular component: cytoplasm. The transcript is spliced from 8 exons. The coding region runs from base 1 to 720 and encodes 239 amino acids. The record is from RefSeq and is a predicted model, not a curated record.